Messenger RNA from Capsicum annuum, 1093 nucleotides. RefSeq names its product histone H3-like centromeric protein HTR12. Gene Ontology annotation, cellular component: nucleosome. The record is from RefSeq and is a predicted model, not a curated record. The transcript has 7 exons. The coding region runs from base 298 to 723 and encodes 141 amino acids. Gene Ontology annotation, molecular function: protein heterodimerization activity; structural constituent of chromatin; DNA binding. NCBI's taxonomy places the organism in Eukaryota, Viridiplantae, Streptophyta, Magnoliopsida, Solanales, Solanaceae.
GGACUCAACCGAAAACAAAAGACUUUUAUCCAUACUCUAUGUAUAAAUUUCAAAAUUAUCGAAGAAAGUAGUGUGUGUUGAAAGAGCCCGUAUAGUGUCAGUUGCAGGCAACGGGUCGAAUACUGUACGAGUGCAGUUGCCUCUUUAAUUCUUCAAAAAUCAAAAAAUAAAAUAAAAGCGGGAACUCAAUCUCCCUCUCUCUCUCUCUCUCAAAAAAAUCCUCCAUUACAAAGUUACUGCAAACCUUUUCCUCUUCUUCUUCUUCUUUGCUUUUGGUGCUUCUUCUCUGCAACAACAAUGGCCAGAGCCAAACACUUAGCAAAACGAGUGGCAGCUGCACCUUCAGCGACUCCAUCGACGUCUACAAGAAAAAGCUCAAGGAAAGCAGUGACAACUUCGGUGCAGAAGCCUAAGCAAAAGAAGCGUUACAGGCCAGGGACAGUGGCGCUUCGGGAAAUCAGGCACUUCCAGAAGACAUCGGAUCUUGUUGUUCCAGCUGCUCCUUUCAUCAGACUUGUUAGAGAAAUUAGUCACUUUUAUGCACCGGGGGUUACUCGUUGGCAAGCUGAGGCUUUAAUUGCUAUUCAGGAGGCUGCAGAAGAUUUUUUAGUUCAUUUGUUUGAAGAUGCAAUGCUGUGUGCUAUUCAUGCGAGGCGUGUUACACUCAUGAAAAAAGAUUUUGAGCUGGCUCGACGACUUGGAGGAAAAGGACAACCUUGGUGAAGCAUUACCAUCCUACACCAAGUAGACAAUCGUACAGCUUCAGUUCAAAGAAUCAGCUUCCACAGGAGUUCAUAAAAUUCAAUUAUUAGUACCUGUAGAUUGUUUCUAAUUUGACCAUUACCUGUUGUUGUAAUUCAAUGGGCUAGUUAUAGUAGAUGAGAUUUCAAAUUCCCAAUAUUGUUGUAGCAGUUCUUACAGCCAUAGUUUGACUUAGUUGGUCGAUGCUAUUUUUAUGUGAUUAUAGUGGACGAGCGAGCCACCUAUAUGUCAAGCUGAAAGUAGUUUGUAUUUAAUGCUUUAGACUGCACACACACAUCCUUUUGUAGGUUUCUUAUGCUGAAUGAAUGACAAUAGCAAUACUGUUCUUGAA